GGCGAGGGCGGCCGCGCACUCACUGCCCGCGGGCUGCGGCGGAGCAGCCCUACAGGAUACAAACAGGAUAAUGAAAUCAAACCUUAACCACUCCUUCAAAAUGAAACGCGAUUUUGAUUGUACUUCUCUUCACGCUGGGUUUGCACCAUUGAAGUCUACUGUGGAGAACACAAAACUGGAAGAAUCGUGUCCCUUGAAUUAUGAGGAAGGCUCUUGUAAAAGCUGUGCUGAAGAGCAUGAGAAAGUGCUCCUUAGUGACUCAUACCAUGCUGCCACCAGAAAUCUAGAUAUUGAAGAGGAAGGACAACCUGUACAUAAUAAAGAAAACAAACAACUAACCCAGAGACUUGAUGAAGGUAUUUAUGAAAUAGAAGCACUGGAAAACAGUAAAUUUAAUGAGGACAGUGGUUAUUCAUCUAUGUUAAGUAAUCAAUAUGCUGAUGUAAUAGAACAUGAGGACAGUAUACCUUUGGCUGGGAAUCUCUGUGGCACACCAAAGCAUUGUCUCAUGAAGAACCAAAACCAAGCACAGUUUUCAAAGAAGACUUUGUUGCCCAUUAUCCAUUAUGAAGAAAUGAUCUGCUCAACUUUGAAAAAAAGUGGUAAAAGAAAUCUCAAAUCUUUGGCUGCAGUAGACAGAAUUGUUUUUAGGGGAAAAGCUGAAUUUUGUAACCUAAUUGGAAAGAAAAUGGGAUUAGAUAGAAUAGACAUCCUUGCUGAGCUUUUCCAAAAGAACCUGAAGCACGUAUUAGCCAACAUCUUAAGACAUCUUGGUGAGAUGGAUUUAAUAAAUUUUGCCAAAGUCAGCACAACGUGGCUGAAGAUUCUACAAGAAGAUAAAUUGAUUUUCCAAUCAUAUAGUAAAGCUAUGAAAAACUUUUUGAAUGGCACCAAUCUAUCAGAACAUGCAGCAACAAGGGAUUAUGUUCUCUACCGAGGGGCUCUAGCUUCCAUUCAGAAAGCAAUCCUACCAAACAACUUGAGCAAAAAAGGCACCAAAUCCAAAGCAUCUAAGAAUCACAGCAGGCUCAUGGAGUUUUCUGAGGUUGCCAAGACCUUAAAAAACACUGAAAGCCUCAAAGUUUGCCAUCGCUGUGGCUCCCCUGCAAAAUAUGACUCCUAUCUAAAAAGAGCAACAUGCAGUCGUGAAAGUUGUGGCUUUGACUUUUGCACAAACUGCAUGUGCAGCUACCACAGCUCCAGUGACUGUAUGAGUGGCAAUCCAGUGAAAACCAAACCAAAGAUAGGGCCGCUUCCUGGGACUAAAAAAAGCAAACAGAACCUACAUCGAUUGUGA
Molecule: messenger RNA, 1297 nt
Organism: Calypte anna (Anna's hummingbird)
Lineage: Eukaryota; Metazoa; Chordata; Aves; Apodiformes; Trochilidae
Gene: FBXO5
Product: F-box protein 5
Exons: 5
Coding region: 71-1297 (408 amino acids)
Biological process (GO): regulation of mitotic nuclear division; negative regulation of meiotic nuclear division
Cellular component (GO): nucleus
Molecular function (GO): protein binding
Source: RefSeq, a predicted model, not a curated record